Messenger RNA from Labrus bergylta (ballan wrasse), 1878 nucleotides. Its product is annotated as cytochrome P450 2G1. The record is from RefSeq and is a predicted model, not a curated record. Lineage: Eukaryota; Metazoa; Chordata; Actinopteri; Labriformes; Labridae. Gene Ontology annotation, cellular component: cytoplasm; intracellular membrane-bounded organelle. Gene Ontology annotation, biological process: xenobiotic metabolic process. Gene Ontology annotation, molecular function: iron ion binding; oxidoreductase activity, acting on paired donors, with incorporation or reduction of molecular oxygen, reduced flavin or flavoprotein as one donor, and incorporation of one atom of oxygen; heme binding.
AGCUCCAACCAAAGGGUGGAAGUGAGCACAUAAAAAGAGAUCUGUUGACCGCAGGGAAGAGUUUAGGAGAACAAGUUAGACGAGGAGCAUUAUGGACUUUUCUGCAACAGUGAUCUUGGCGGGGCUAAUCGUAACUCUGCUGUGGCUGUUCAGGGUCAAAAACAAAAGUAAUUAUAAACUGCCUCCUGGACCCACUGCUCUGCCUGUCAUAGGAAAUUUGCCACAGCUGCAAAAAGAUGCACCUUUUAAAAGCUUUUUCAAGUUCAGUGAGACCUAUGGACCUGUGAUGACAUUUUACCUGGGCUGGCAGCGGACGAUUGUUCUGGUCGGAUACGAUGCAGUGAAAGAGGCUCUGGUGGACCAGGCGGAUGACUUCACAGGCAGAGGUCCACUGCCAUUUCUGAUGAAAGCGACCAAAGGCUACGGUUUGGGAAUCAGUAAUGGGGAGCGUUGGCGCCAGCUGCGACGCUUCACCCUGACAACCUUAAGAGACUUUGGGAUGGGACGCAAGGGGAUGGAAGAGUGGAUCCAGGAGGAGAGCACCCACCUGAGAGCCCGGAUAGAUACAUUUAAAGCCAAACCAUUUGACCCCACGUUCUUGCUGAGCUGCACCGUAUCCAAUGUGAUCUGUGCUCUGGUGUUCGGUGAACGCUUCGAUUAUGAUGACAAGCAGUUCUUGAACCUGCUCAGCAUCAUAGCUGAUGUUUUAAGGUUUAACAGCAGCCCUAAGGGUCAGAUGUAUAACAUCUUCCCCUGGCUCAUGGAGCAUCUGCCCGGCCAGCAGCACAAGGUUUUUGCUCAGAUUGAGGAGUUGAGAGGGUUUGUCAAAACGAAGAUCCAAGAGCACAAAGAGACACUGGAUCCCAGCUCCCCAAGAGACUUCAUCGACUGCUUUCUCAUCCGAAUGAAUCAGGAAAAGGACAUACCUACAAGUGAGUUCCAGUUUGAAAACUUAGUCGCCACAGUGCUUAAUCUAUUCCUGGCAGGGACAGAAACCACCAGCUCCACCAUCAGAUAUGCCCUCAGCGUGCUGAUCAAAUACCCCAGCAUUCAAGAGAAAAUGCAGCAGGAGAUCGACAAUGUGAUUGGACAAAAUCGUGGUCCCAACAUGGAGGACAGGAAGUCCCUCCCCUUCACAGAUGCAGUCAUUCAUGAGGUGCAGCGUUUUCUGGACAUUGUCCCCUUAAGCCUCCCUCACUACGCACUCCAGGACGUCUCUUUCAGGGGUUACACAAUCCCCAAGGACACUAUUAUUAUUCCCUUGUUGCACUCUGUGCUAAAAGAAGAAAAGCAAUGGGAAACGCCUUGGUCCUUCAACCCCAAGCACUUCUUGGACCAGAAUGGCAACUUUAGCAAAAAUCCUGCAUUCCUGCCAUUUUCUGCAGGAAAGAGAGCCUGUGUUGGGGAGUCUCUUGCUCGUAUGGAGCUUUUUAUCUUCAUGGUGUCUCUGCUGCAGCGUUUCAACUUCUCCUGCACUGAAGGUCCUGACAGUAUAAACCUCGUUCCAGAGUUCAGCGGCUUUGCCAAUUUGCCUCGCAGGGACCUGAUCAUAGCCACGACGCGGUGAAAAGAGGAGCUUCACUCAGAUAUUGUCAUUGAUUCAGUCACUCAUAAACACAUCUAUGUGACAUAAUUUGCUUUACUUUUAUGCAGAAAUGUUUGGUUGAAUGUUCAUACUUGUUGUAAACCUGCCUGUUAAAGUAGACAGACCCAUCAGGCUGAAAAUGUAAUGGAAAGCUUCAUUCCAGGCGUGAAUUUGUUUUGCCUUUUCUCUUACAGUGUAUUUAUUUUUGUUUUUAUAUUAAUCCUGUUUUGCUUUCUUGCACAACAAAAAAUGAGAAUGAACUCUAUAAUAAAAUUGCAACAUGGCUGCCAUAA